This is a messenger RNA of Trichoplax adhaerens, 684 nucleotides long. RefSeq lists its product as uncharacterized. NCBI's taxonomy places the organism in Eukaryota, Metazoa, Placozoa, Uniplacotomia, Trichoplacea, Trichoplacidae. Gene Ontology annotation, biological process: poly(A)+ mRNA export from nucleus. The transcript has 12 exons. Bases 1 to 684 code for a protein of 227 amino acids. The record is from RefSeq and is a predicted model, not a curated record. Gene Ontology annotation, cellular component: nucleus.
AUGGAGUCGACACUGCGAGUAGAAGAUGUGAAAAAAAUGAAGGUUUCAGACUUAAAACGAGAAUUAAAGGUGCGCAGUUUAUCCACAACAGGGAGUAAAGAGAAGCUCAUCGCCCGUUUGGAAGAGGAAAUCGAAACUGAAAAUGUGGCCUUGGACGAUGACAACGUUGAAGAGAGUGGCAAUGUAGAAGAUCUUGGUGAAGAUGAUGAUCUUCUAGCCGGUAGUACUGCCAAUACUAAUGACCUGAAAGACAAUGACAAUAAUAAAGCAGAAAUCAAGGUUGACGAUGAAGAAGUAAAAAAUGUGAGCGGUUCUGCUGACAACUCUGAGGAAAAAAAUGUGACAACGAAGCCGAUAUCGGAAGCAGAGCGCAAAGCUGCAAGGGCUGCUAGGUUUAAUAUCCCAACCUCACCUGAAGAGGCAGCGAAAAAGGAAGCCAGAGCAAAACGGUUUGGAAUAGAAGGUACAGAAUCAUCAACUACUUCCACUAUAAUACUUAAUCCUGAAGAGCAUUUGGAUAAAUUAAAGAAGCGAGGUGAACGUUUCGGAGUUUCGGUGUCCCCAACAAUGCAAAAAGUAGAUCGGCUACUAAAAAGGAAGGAGAAAUUUGGUGCAGCUUCUGUAGCUGGCGGUGAUUUAGAGUCUCGAAAAAAGAUGCGAGCAGAACGCUUUGGAGUGCAAUAA